GAGGAGGAGAAAGCGACGCCCCCUCCCAUCGCUUGCCACGCCCAAGAUGGCCGCUACGGCAAGCGAAGAGGCAGACGCGGCCAGCCUUCAUAGAGAGCCGGUCUCCUUAGCGACGCCACGAAAGGCCUAGGCGGGAGUGAAGGGGAAAGCAGCCUUCGCAGGAAAGGCCUGAAAGAGUGGACGCUGCUGCUGCUGCUGCCCGCCCCGCUGGGCUGUUUGGUUAUAAUGGAGAACAGACCGCUCCUCUUCCUCCAUCUGCUGUGUUUCUCCCUUGCGUCAUUCGCAGCCUGCGAUGGAGACCUCGUUCUCUUCGUCCCCGAAGAGAUUUCGAUGGAAAACGGCAGUUUGAAGAACAUUCCGGUGACUCUGAGCGCCCCGGCCAACGAGACGCUGGUGAUCACGUUUAACGUGACGUAUUCGUCCAAGGGGAACCUCACCAUUGUUCAGCUGCCCAGUCAAGUAGUUGUAGCGGCCGGCCAAAAGAACACAAGUUUCCAAGUCCGGGCGAAAGCCGUGGGGCAAAUGACCGUCUAUCUCCACAGCAAUGCACUUAACCAAACCGGGCCCAGGAUCCGGUUCCUCGUCCUUCACAGCAACGUGGUGCGGGUCAUGGACCAGGUGAUCGGGUGGAUCUACUUCCUGGCCUGGUCGAUCUCCUUCUACCCUCAGGUCUUUGAGAACUGGAGGCGGAAAAGCGUCGUGGGCCUCAGCUUUGACUUCAUUGCUUUGAACCUCACCGGCUUCAUUGCCUACAGCGUCUUCAACGUUGGGCUGUUCUGGAUCCAUGCUGUGAAGGAGCAGUUCCUGCAGGUGUACCCCAAUGGCGUGAACCCCGUGGACAGCAACGAUGUCUUCUUCAGCCUCCAUGCCGUGGCCGUGACCCUCAUCAUCAUCCUCCAGUGCUGCAUCUACGAGAAAGGGGAGCAGAAGGUCUCCUGGGUGGCCAUCGGGCUGCUCCUGGUGGCCUGGAUCUUCGUCUUCAUCACCUUGACCGUGGCCGCCGUCGGGGAAAUCACCUGGCUCCGGUUCCUGUUUUAUUUCUCCUACAUCAAGCUGGGGGUCACCCUCGUCAAGUACUUCCCGCAGGCAUACAUGAACUUUCGGCGGAAAAGCACCGUGGGCUGGAGCAUUGGCAAUGUCUUACUGGACUUCACGGGCGGCGCUUUCAGCCUCCUCCAGAUGUUUCUGCAGUCGUAUAACAACGAUGCGUGGAAACUCCUCUUUGGUGACCCCACCAAGUUCGGUCUCGGCCUCUUCUCCAUCUUCUUUGAUGUGGUGUUCAUCAUCCAGCACUACUGCUUGUAUCGCUCUCAAGAAUACGAGCCGUUUGAGUAGACGUUUCCACUUGGCAGCCACGGACACUGCAAGAAUGGACGCGGCGUGGCCUUGGUUUUCCUCUCCACGUGGACAACCUCACUUACCUCGCUUAUUUCACCCUCUGGUGCCUUAAUAGCCUCCGAGGCUGUUCAGCGUGACACAGCUGGCCUCCCCUGAACUUUGCAGCUACAUUUGGUGCCCAAGUUUGGUGGAGAGCCCAACUGGUUUUUUCGCACCAGUGAGAAAGUGACUGGUAUUUUGCUAUCAUGUCUGUUCCCAGAUAAAACAGACCAAUUUGUGAUCUGAUCCACAAACCUCGCCUCACCUACAAAAAGGGAUGCGUCUUCGGUGAAGUCCGGCUGCAGACACGGAGGAAACGGCGACCCGCGGAGGACCUGGGCCCCGCCGCCAUCCCAGUCUACUACUUGAAGGAGUAAAUUAAGCCAGUACUGGAUCUCAGAAGAGAGUUCCUAGAGGAUGCUGGACUGAAUCUCCGAGCCCGUUCUUGUGCCAAAGAAUUUGUUAACUGGACUCCUGCGUGCUGUGUGUGAAGCACCCUGAACUUGGGUGCCAAUGCGAUUAAAUCUUUUGUGGCAAAACUUUAA
This is a messenger RNA of Elgaria multicarinata webbii, 1922 nucleotides long. It is a transcript of the gene CTNS, whose product is annotated as cystinosin, lysosomal cystine transporter. Gene Ontology annotation, molecular function: L-cystine transmembrane transporter activity. The record is from RefSeq and is a predicted model, not a curated record. Lineage: Eukaryota; Metazoa; Chordata; Lepidosauria; Squamata; Anguidae. Bases 226 to 1335 code for a protein of 369 amino acids. Gene Ontology annotation, cellular component: lysosomal membrane. The transcript is spliced from 11 exons. Gene Ontology annotation, biological process: L-cystine transport.